CAGCCAGGCUCCACACCAGUGCCCACUGCGCCUGACGCCGGAGGUGCACACACGCUCCCCACGUCGGCGUCAUGGAUCCCCAGGCCGGCUGUGUGGUGGUGACGGGUUUCGGGCCUUUCCGGCAGCACCUGGUGAAUCCCAGCUGGGAAGCAGUGCAGGUUGAUCUCUUUCCGCAGGAGCUCUCCAAGCUGGGCCUGGGGGGCGACACGGAGGUGGAGCUGCGGACUCUUCAGCUGCCCGUAGAUUACAGGGCAGCCAGGCAGGAGGUCACCAGGAUCUGGGAAGACCUUCGUCCGCAACUCGUCGUGCACGUGGGCAUGGAUGCCUCCACCAAGGUGAUCAUUCUGGAACAGUGCGGCAAGAAUCGAGGCUACCGGGAUGCCGACAUCCGGGGCUUCCGGCCUGAGGGUGGCGUGUGCGUAGCUGGCGGCCCAGAAGUGAUUGCGUCUGUGGUCAGCAUGAGGGCGGUGUGCAGGCGCCUGGCCGUGGAGGAUGUCGAGAUGGCCUUUUCCAGAGAUGCGGGCAGAUACGUCUGUGACUACACCUACUACCUGUCUCUGCAUCUCGGGAGCGGGCACGCGGCGCUCGUCCACGUGCCUCCGCGAUCGCGGGGGCUCCCGGCCAGCCUGCUGGCAAAGGCCUUGCAAGUUAUCAUCCAGGCCCUGCUGGAGGAGAGUGCAAAGGCCCGGGCCCAAAGCCUGGUUGGCGGGAAACCAGCCCACGUGGAUGCCAGCCAGAGAGAACCGGCAGAGAAAAUGAAGAGCUUCAGUCCCGGGGAGAGUUCACCUGUGCACCGAGAGGCUUCUUAAAAACUGUCCGUAAAACAGUUUGCGUGGAGGGAAAGAAUUCUGAGUUGGCAACAAAAUCAAAGCGUCUUUUAUUGUCGGCAGGAAGAUGAACGCCCGGAGAGUGUUCAUGAGGACUCACGAGCUUCAGCUUCGGCUUUUGUGACGGUGAAGCGAAACCCUAGCAACGCUUCUUCCAGGCGGGUGUGCGGUGGUCCGUGUGCCCCUGCCAGCGGCUGGGACCCUAGACCUGUGCUGUGGAAGCCGCCUGCUCCAGGUGGCCCACCCUUGGCCUCCAGGUCUGUGGUCCAGGUCUGGCGAGCAGCUUUGGAGUCGCUGUGUCUCGACUGCCUGCUUCCUCUGUUACGUAAGCCAUCUUUAAGUGUACAGCCCAGUGAGAUUGUGCGUUGUUGGGCAACUAUCGCCACCACCCACCUCUAGAACUUCCUUAUGACCCCAAACUGAGCCUCUGCAUCCAUUAAACAGCCACGAGCUAUGCCUAUGUUCCCGGGCGGUGGGAAUCACCGUGUAGUAAGUAGACUCCCACAGCAUCUGU
This is a messenger RNA of Oryctolagus cuniculus (rabbit), 1341 nucleotides long. RefSeq names its product pyroglutamyl-peptidase I like (gene PGPEP1L). Lineage: Eukaryota; Metazoa; Chordata; Mammalia; Lagomorpha; Leporidae. Gene Ontology annotation, cellular component: cytosol. Gene Ontology annotation, molecular function: pyroglutamyl-peptidase activity. Gene Ontology annotation, biological process: proteolysis. The record is from RefSeq and is a predicted model, not a curated record.